Messenger RNA from Labrus bergylta (ballan wrasse), 7485 nucleotides. RefSeq names its product lysine methyltransferase 5Aa (gene kmt5aa). Lineage: Eukaryota; Metazoa; Chordata; Actinopteri; Labriformes; Labridae. The record is from RefSeq and is a predicted model, not a curated record. Gene Ontology annotation, molecular function: protein binding; transcription regulator activity; histone H4K20 methyltransferase activity. Gene Ontology annotation, biological process: regulation of DNA damage response, signal transduction by p53 class mediator; regulation of transcription by RNA polymerase II. Gene Ontology annotation, cellular component: nucleus; polytene chromosome.
GAUCUGUGGAGGCUGCAUCGGCUGAGCUGCUGGCAGUUUAAACAUAACCGUAGGGCACAAAGUCACCGUGAAAGGAGGCCAGUCGGUAGGAAGCGACAGGAGCAACGAAAACAAGUCGGACAUGAACGGGGAGAUCGUUUGCAGUAGUCAUUCAAUCACUAUCUUAAGCUGCACCAAGUCCAUAUCUCCAGUUCAUGAUGAAAACACGAUCAAGCUGAGGCAGGAGGGAAGGUGCUCGCCAAUAUACUGCCAGCAAACUGAUGCUCAAAGGCAAGGAGAGGGCCGCAGAACCAACACCAUCAGCCUCUCAUCGAAAGACACCCAGUCAGAUUUCCCAGAGAUGGAGAGCAGCUACAACCAGUGUUCACCCUGCUGGUCAGAUGAAAAAACGCCACUGCAGCUCCAUCGCACUCAGACCUGCCUCCGCUCCUCCACAGAUCUCACUCUGCCUCUCAGUAACAGUUUAUCACACCCUCCCCUCCACGCCAACAACAGCAGCCCCAUCCACAGCCACCAGAGGAGAGGGGUAUGCUUUAAGGUUAAAGGAAGAAAACCCACCCUAAGAAUCACGGGGGGGAAAAACUCCCAAAACCGAAAAGUUACUGACUACUUUCCAAUACGAAGAAGCUCAAGAAAAAGUAAAACAGAGUUGAAGUGUGAAGAAAAGAAGCACAUAGACGAACUCAUCACAAAGGGAAUAGAAGAAGGAAUGGAGGUUCAGUAUAUAGAAGGAAAGGGGAGAGGAGUGUUUGCGACAAGAUGUUUCCAGAAAGGCGAGUACGUGGUGGAGUAUCACGGUGAUCUGCUGCAGAUCACUGACGCCAAAAAGAGGGAGGCUGAAUAUGCUCAAAACCCUGCAACAGGCUGCUACAUGUACUACUUCCAGUACCUCUGCAAAACUUACUGUGUGGAUGCCACAAAAGAGACUGAUCGAAUGGGCAGGCUGAUAAAUCACAGUAAAAAUGGAAACUGCCAAACCAAACUCCACGACAUCAACGACGUCCCCCACCUCAUUCUCGUUGCUUCUCGAGAUAUCGACGAGGGCGAGGAGCUUCUGUACGACUACGGAGACCGCAGUAAAGCCUCCAUCGCUGCUCACCCUUGGCUCAAAUAUUGAUCCAGGGCUCCUCUUCAAAAAAAAAGAAGAAAAAGGGAAACGUACAGUAACACUCAUGUUUCUCUUUCGUUAGUGUACAAAAUGCCUUAGAAACAGAAUGUGUACCCUUUUUGUUCUAGUAUCGAGGAGAUGGGGGAGGGGCGGGGGGGUACUUAUCACAUUUUGGUUGAGGUCCCAUGACUUCAGUACUUUUUAUUUAUGUGUAUAUGAAACCUUCUGGUUGUUUUGCAGCACAUUUAUUUUGUACAUUUUGUAUUAGAGCAAUGCUUCUACAGCAUGCAGGUGGUAGUUAACGCUCUGCAUUUUUAUACCGCUUUUUCUUAAUUAGUAGUUAGCAAUACUUGUAUUUAAGGCCCCGGCGUCCUGAUUGGGAGAAGCGUACAAGAUACUAAUAACAAAACCCUUUAAAAAAAAAAAAACUGUUCUAAUGGGGUUUGAUUUCAGACAUCAAUACUCACAUUGUUUUUAGUGGGAGUGUAAACGUUGAGCAGAUUCAUGGCUUAUUUUGCAUAUGUGGGUCUGAAUAACGCACAACAUUCACAUGGCUGUUGAAACUGAAACUUGAUACACAGGAAUACAUCAAAAAUGAAUUUUACUGCAUCUACAUGAUUCUCUUUUAGUUGAGUUUUAUAUCUUUCCAAAAUAUUGUAUUUUUAAUUAAGAAAAAUAAUAACUUGAAUUUCUCAAUCACUGACUGUAUGAUCAUUCCAAAGUUUUCUCAAAUACCUAAAGCAUAUUUUUUACGUUCACUUUAUAUUUUCAAAUUUAGAACAGCAAAAAUUAAUCACUUUUCUUAAAUGAUUAGCAAAUAAUUUAAGAAAUACUUUGGAUAGCUGACUUGAGUGCAGAUCUCUUUCAUUCUUUUAAACAGUCGACUUAAAGGCAUCAGAGGCUGGACAUGUUACAUUAUUUUUUACAAAGACAUAGGGAAGUUAUAAUAAGGUCAAUUCAAUCUACUCAAUGGACACCCUUAAGUAUUCACUUAAAUAUUCAUGAACUCACAAUUCUCUAUCACUGCACUUUGUAAAUAUAUUUAUUUGCUUGCUGUUGUAAUCCCACAUUUCACAUUUUUCGUAUACUCUUUCCCUUACUGGUAGAAUUUUUUUUACUAAUUUCUCUACGUUUAAUUUCAUAUAUAAUCAGAGUGUCUAACCUGACAAAUUGUCUUAAAAUUAUCCCAAUUUAAAUUUCCAUUCCCCAGCCUUGAUAUAUGAACUAAUUGCUGCUUUAUAUCCUCCAUAUUUAUAGGCAUAGAGGUUUAAUCUUCUUUUUUCAACCUACAAAGUGGACACCUCUAAAGCCAAAAUGUAAAACUCUUCUACUUAAGCAUGGGUUUUGUUUAUGUCACAUAUUAUUUUAAUAUUUUCACACAAACAAAACAAGGUGUCUUUGGGUUCAGACCAGGUCCGCUGGAUCAGGUCUAAAAUGGGUCUGGUGAACUUUUACACUCCUGAUGUUCAAACAGGAUAAACAGGUCUUUCUAUACCACGCUGUUGUCGUUUACACUGUUAUCACAUUAUUCACAACUACAUGUUCCGUGUGAAAGUAUUGAACUGCUGAACUGCCAACAGGUCUUCUUUUCUUUUAAAACUUUGUUUAUUAAUACUUUAAUCUUCAAAGAGUGUUUCACAUGAAUUGUAGCCAGAAGGUCAAAUUUACCCCAAUUUAUUUGAUCAACCUUGACUUGGGUUUGAUUUGUCCUGAACCAGAAAAUCACAAAGACACAUUAUUCUUCUUUCCGCCCAUUUGCAUUCAUAUACUGUAUUUUUUAAAUAUAUUUAAUUUCAUAAAUCAUGCUGGCACUCCAUGUACCUAAACUUAGCCGGAAUAAUUACACGACUGUUCGAGUCAACAUGCCACAGAAACAUGCCAGCUCUCCAAUAUUCAUUUUAAAGAUUGCUGGAUGAAACAUUUGACCGGUAAUGGUUGAAUUCAAUCAAUAAUAAAUCAGCUUAGAGCAAAGCCAAGUGAUAUUCCAUUUCUUUUUAUUGUAAACAAAUCUCAUUAGAAGAGAGGAAAAAAAAACAACAAUCAACAUGUUAGACUGUUUCUCAAUACUGUACAACUUCCUGUCUGUGGCCAUGAGCCUGUUGGUUCCUCCUGCAGACAUCCUCAAAAACAAACACUACCUUAUAAAUAGUGUCGUUUUAAGAAGGCUAACGUAUUUUCAAAAAACAGCUGUUCACUGUAGUUUAAUGACAGUAGUUAUUAUUUUACAGGAGAAAAUGAAGUAGCACAAUUUAAAGUCUUACCCAUGUACACAUGCAGUUCAUCAUUUAUCUCCUUUAUUUGUAUCUAGUUGUCUUCCACUAAGUGCUGAUUGAGUUAUUAUCUAAAUUAUCAUGGAUUGUUUUAAAAAUGAGUUUGGUAUUAAAAUUCUGGAGCUCAAUGUUUUUUAACAGACCGGAUGAUUAAAUGAUUGAUAGCGCCCUCCUGUCUGUGGUUAAAAAAUAGAGCCACAACUACAAUAUGUUUAGCUAAGCUUAGCAUGAAGAAAUGGGGAACAGCUAGCCCUGCUUACUACAAGAGCUGAAGACAAAUCAUCUGUAUAUCCAAACCUCCUAAGCUAAGGAGAUGUUGUAUUUUAAUUGUAAAAUCUGAAUGGAUCGUAAAAACACAUUUCCCAGUUCAACUCCUAGGUCAGGACCAGUAAUGAAUUUUUAUAUGGAACUUUUUAAGUAGGUCAAACCAUACACCAUUAUGUAAUAAUACUGAUACUUCAGAUUUUCUUUGUAAAUACUUUGCUCUUUAAUUGCUGAACUACUAAAGUGACAUAGUAAAUGAGGCAGACUUGAGGCUUGUUAAUGAAAUGAAGGAUUUUGUUCUCAGAAAAUGAUCCACAAAAAGCUGUCAAUAUCUAACAUCAAAUACUUCAUUCAAAGCACCUGUGAGGAACUCUGUUUGUGUGGACCUUGGCGCCGCCUGUGGACAAAGUUUGUAGUCCUAUCAAGAACACAUGCAAUACGAUGUGGUCGACUUUAGAUGUUUGCAGCUGGAUCAGGUUGCUUAAACCCAGUUUUGCUUUCUUAAAUCAUAACAGAAGUAUAAUGAAUUUAAUCCUGGAUUAAAAGGGAAAAAAAAGAUGUCAAGUAAACACUUCCAUCCCAAUAAUAGUUCAGUACAUAAACCCCUUCUAAAAUGGGCAAUGUCUUCUAUAAACAGGUUUUAUGAUUAAGAACAUGUUCAUUUGUGAGAGGAUGUUUUUAGGCUCAGUUUGUGUCUUAGGACAGCUAUCUGUUUCUCUCAGCUCAUAACCUCCCACUACAGGCUCAAAUUCAACUGAUAUACUGUACAUGCUAUUGGUAUCAGUCUUUUUCUUUGAACUCCGAGCAACAAAGCAAAUAACUAUCUCUAACUACCUUUUUUUUUUUAAGUCCUUGAAAUUAUAUUGAAUUCUUUUUUCUUUCACAAGUGUUCAGACUUCAUGAAAUGCCCCCCAGUCGAAGUCUUAAGGUUUUCAAAGUAUAUUCAGUACGUCUUUGACUUCAAAGACUUUUUGAAAAUGACCUUGAAACAAGUAUCAUCAGUGUUAAUAAAAAAAGAGACCAGAGACUUUUCAACAUUCCCCUGCCACCUCUUACUGUAGCAUUGUUGAAUUGAAACGUUUUUAUUGAGCAGAGGAUCAUUUCAUUCUUUAUGUAGAACAAAUGCAAUAAUACCAGACCUGUUGGCCAUUUUAGGAAAAAUAUCUCUUUGCUGUUGUAGCGUUGAAUAAAUCUUAAUGCUGGGGUUUGGUCUUUGAUGAAUAAAGAUGUAAUAUGCAAGGAAGACAAGUGGGCCUCUCAUUCGUUCUUGAAUAAGUACCGGUAAUACCAGGUUGUAGUUUUUUAAGUUUUAUUUUUUGGUGACUUUUGAUAGGACAGCCAAAGAGAGACAUGAAGCGCCUGGAGAAGAGAGUGGGUCAUGACAUUCAGCAAAGGGCAGAGGUCAGAUUUGAACCCACAGCCGUGUGAUGAGGACUAUAGCCUCUCCUGAUGGUCUCACACAUAUCAUCCUCUGCCAUCAGGGUGUGAAUUGGUAGGUGUGACAUGCAGUGUAAAAGCACUUUGAGUAGUCAGAAGACUAGAAGAGCUCUAUAAAAGCACAAGUCCAUUUAACAUUUACCAUUCCAUUUACAUGUGGCGAGCUCUAUAGCAGCUAGGCUAUUGGUGCCCUGCAAUACAAUGUGUUGAAUAUGCACAAUUAGUUUUAAUCUUAAAUCAAGAUUUUCAAGUAUUAUACAUUUUUACAUUUUCUGAUGUUAAGUGAAAGAUGUCUAUAACUAAAUGUCGUGUACUGUUUCUAAGAUAAAGAGAUUGUACCUAUGUCUCUUUAAGCUCGUACAUGUCUUCAAGAUGAAUUUAGAAGACUUGAAUAACUUGUUAAAGCAGUGGAAUUGAAAUUGUUACAUUUGUAGCGUGAAUUAAAGAGGUCAAUUCACCUUUAUUUUACAAAAUUCACACUCAAGAUUAAAAGAUUUGAAAAAAUAAAAUAAAAAAGAGCCACUACAGAGAUUGCCUAUAAGGGCCAAAAAAAACUUACCAGUAGAAUAAGCUAAGAUUUUGGAAAAAAAAAAAAAAGAUAAAUUUACAGGUUUAAAUUGGAUAUUUUUUGGGUAAACGUGUUAAAUUAUAAGAAAGCUGAAAUUAACAAAGAAAGAAAAAAGACAGUUAAAAUAGUAUAUAAUAAACACUUCUUUUGGUCAGUCAUGAUUUUCUAAAAACUUGAUGAGUGAAGAUUGGAAACAGUUUAGAAAUCAUUAAAAAAAGACAAACACCUGAAACAUUUCAGAAUGGUUUUAUUAGGGAGGGGGACAGCCAGCUUGUUAAGCAAAGCGCUCAUUUCUUUAUCUUUUAUGUAUGCAUUUGAACAGGGAAACACACAGGAGUGGGUCAUGAACACCGACUUAAAGAAUGAGCUAAAGAAUGAGCUAAAAAAUGGGAGUCAGCAUUCAGACAGGUUGCUCAUUUUGAGAAAUAAAAUCCCUUUUGAUCUUUCAUGGUGUAAAUGAUCCUUGUCCAGGUCCCUUUGAGCUUCCGCUGUACAGUAGUAUAAUAAGAAAUGGUUCUGAAAUAAAUAUAUUUCUUAAGUCAGUAAAUACAAUAAACAAAGGGAGCUGCUUUAAAACACACUGAUUAUAGUGUUUUCUUCAUUUGACAUUCAUGAUUCCAGCUUGUUAGUUGAGAUUUGACAAGGAUUAAGUGCCGGUAUUAUUCAAAUACACUUCGUCACACCAGAAAGUAAAGUAUUAGUGUCUGCGUAGUUUGAAGUCAAGGUGGAGAAGCAGAAGCUACAGAAGCAGAGAAUAUCUGUGCUCGCAAAUUGUUUCUUUUAAUGCCGUAUUGUCCGAAUCACUGAUCAUUUUCUUUUCUUUUCUUCAUGGUUUAAUUUAUCUCAAAAUCUCAUGAACUAAAAAGACAAUUAGAGUUUUUUAAACUGAUUAUUACAAUGAAUGCACCUAUUUUCUGAGGAUAAAACAAGACAUUAUGCAAGAAAACUUUUGUUCCUCCAGUUAAUCAUUCAGACAUUAAAACUACUUGUUUUCUGAAGAUAACACAAUUUAAAAUGUAAGUAAACAAAUAUUGUUUCGAUUAUUCGAUUAUGAUAACACAUUUUUUCACCCUGCGGAUACAAAGUUACAUUAUUGCGAGCGUACAGUUUACAUUUCUCAGUUAUGCAAAUGUACCACCAGAGAACGUGUUUAUCUCAACAUACUGGGACGACCAAUCACAAAGAAACAACUUAUGUCUUAAAACAGAAGUCUACUGUUGUUAUCUCGGUAUACUGAUAUCAAGAUUUUGUUUGUCUGGUAUUUAGAGUUUGAUAAUCACCUCAAAAUAAAAGUAACGUUUUUUUUUGGAAUUAAAAAAUAACAGACUUGAUUUUAAAAUAAUGCCAUUUCAAUUAAAAUAAUCUGGAGAUCUGUUUGUAUCCAGGCUAUUACUUUUCUGACUCAAACAUAAUUUGAGGAAUAUUGCAGUUUUACUUCCAAUGUAACCCCGUGAUUUUGAAUUGCGGCAAAUAAUCCACGCGUGUGUUUCUUGUCUUGGCAGUAAUGGGCGUCCAUACUUAAACAGGGCAUACAUUAUAAAUAAAGCAUUUGAGUGUUUCUGUUUUGUCUAUUUCUAUACACAACUUUAAAAAGGUGUUUUUAAGCAUCACUUUAUACGGCUGAGCUCUUUAGAUAUGUUAAACUGCAAAGUUAUGCUGGUGAUGGACCUACAAGCUGCCUAUAUCACAUUUCAAACAGACCAACGUACUGCAAAGUGGAAUCUAAAGAGCAAUUGUUGGUGUUGUUGUUGAAUGGUUUUCUUUGCAGACUGGCCUUGUAAUUUGAACAGGGAUUGUGAUAUAAGAUUAGUUCAAUACACCCCAUACAUCUAGAGCAA